UGUAUAUUUCAGAAUGUCGCUGGGUACCAUCGUCUACAACACCGUUUCUCGCCGUUUCUCCACCAUCCUUUUGGCUUCCGCCUUCGGAGCCUACACCUUCAACUACACUUUGGAAGGGCUCACCAACUUCUAUUGGGAUACUAAAAACUCCAACAAGCAAUGGAAGGACAUCAAGCAACAAUUGGCUCAGGAAUAGACUUCAGCAGACGAAUGAGCAGGCUCCGUUUCGAUGGCGUUUCUAGCAAUUUUAUAGUCUCCUUUAUUUUCUUGUCGAGAUAAAAUUAUCGGUUUUUGAACCGUUUCUUUAAAUUUUUGUUGCGAACUUCUGGAUAUGCCAGAUCCAAUGAAUGAUUGUAAUAUU
Molecule: messenger RNA, 361 nt
Organism: Caenorhabditis elegans
Lineage: Eukaryota; Metazoa; Nematoda; Chromadorea; Rhabditida; Rhabditidae
Gene: C14B9.10
Product: Complex III subunit 9
Exons: 2
Coding region: 14-196 (60 amino acids)
Biological process (GO): mitochondrial electron transport, ubiquinol to cytochrome c; aerobic respiration
Cellular component (GO): mitochondrial inner membrane; respiratory chain complex III; membrane
Source: RefSeq, marked reviewed